Molecule: messenger RNA, 315 nt
Organism: Dendrobium catenatum
Lineage: Eukaryota; Viridiplantae; Streptophyta; Magnoliopsida; Asparagales; Orchidaceae
Exons: 1
Coding region: 1-315 (104 amino acids)
Source: RefSeq, a predicted model, not a curated record
AUGGCGGACGAGUUUCUAGCUCUACAAAAACAGGGCACAUGGGAUCUACUUCCACCACCUCCAGCUGCCUCUAUUCUGGGAUGUAAAUGGACAUUCCGCAAGAAAUAUAAUGCUGAUGGCACAAUAGCAAGAUUCAAGGCAAGACUGGUCGCUCAGGGAAAUCGUCAAGAACACGGGCUGGACUAUGAUGAAACAUUUAGUCCGGUAGCGAAGCUUCCCACAAUUCGUCUAAUGUUCACAAUCGCUCUCCAUAACGGCUGGCAGAUUAAGCAACUGAAUGUGGCAAAUGCCUUUCUUCACUGGGCAUCAACAUAG